This is a messenger RNA of Necator americanus (New World hookworm), 369 nucleotides long. RefSeq lists its product as uncharacterized. The transcript has a single exon. NCBI's taxonomy places the organism in Eukaryota, Metazoa, Nematoda, Chromadorea, Rhabditida, Ancylostomatidae. The coding region runs from base 1 to 369 and encodes 122 amino acids. The record is from RefSeq and is a predicted model, not a curated record.
AUGCCGUAUAUGAAACUGGAGAAGAACUGUUCUGCGACAUGCGACAGUAGAGGUGUUGGUGGAGUUGGCGUCCUCGUCAACACGAGUAUGGCAAAGAACAUCGACUCUUUCGAACAACUUACGACCCGAAUAGGACGUCUGCGGAUGAGGAGAUUUGGUCCAACACCAGCAUUGACUAUCUUCGUCGCUUACGCUCCAACAUCAAGCUACGAAGAAGAAGAAGUCGAAGCUUUCUACAUGGACCUGGAGAAGUUCUGCCGAGAAGAUCAUGCCUUCUACAAGGUCGUAGUUGGCGAUUUCAACGCCAAAGUUGGCCCAAGGAACGCCGGAGGAACUUCACAUUGGGACCCACGGCCUACAAUGGAAUGA